UUGUCAAAUGCUUUGACAGCGCACCAACUUCCUUUCCUUUUUUACGUAUCGUACGAGAUGGCUCGUGGACCUAAGAAACAUUUGAAGCGCUUAGCGGCACCCAAGGCAUGGAUGUUGGACAAAUUGGGAGGCGCCUUCGCCCCCCGUCCCUCGACCGGUCCACAUAAGCUGCGCGAAUCGCUGCCGCUGUUGAUCUUCCUGAGAAAUCGCCUCAAGUACGCUUUGAAUGGCGCCGAGGUGACCAAAAUUGUCAUGCAGCGUCUCAUCAAGGUCGACGGCAAGGUGCGCACCGAUCCCACCUAUCCAGCGGGAUUCAUGGAUGUCAUCACCAUUGAGAAGACGGGUGAAUUCUUCCGCCUGGUCUAUGAUGUCAAGGGUCGUUUCACCAUUCAUCGCAUUUCCGCUGAGGAGGCAAAGUACAAGCUGUGCAAGGUGCGCAAGACACAAUUGGGUGCCAAGGGUGUUCCUUUUCUGGUUACGCAUGACGGACGCACCAUCCGCUAUCCCGAUCCGCUGGUGCACGCCAACGAUACGGUGCAAGUGGACAUUGCAUCCGGAAAGAUCACCGACUACAUCAAGUUCGAUUCGGGCAAUCUGUGCAUGAUCACCGGAGGCAGGAAUUUGGGACGUGUUGGCACCGUCGUUAACCGUGAGCGUCAUCCCGGCUCUUUCGAUAUUGUGCACAUUAAGGAUUCGCAGGGACAUGUGUUUGCCACUCGGCUGACCAACGUAUUCAUCAUUGGCAAGGGCAACAAACCCUACAUCUCCCUGCCAAAGGGCAAGGGUGUCAAGCUGAGCAUCUCGGAGGAGCGCGACAAGCGUUUGGCCGCCAAGACCCACUAAAUAAAUAACAUGCCAGCCAGCGAGACAGCCAGAGGGACAAGAGUAAUGAGGAUUUUUACUUUUUAGCAUAACUCUGUACGUUAAAGCUACGGAAUUACAAAAACAACGUAAACAAAAA
Molecule: messenger RNA, 961 nt
Organism: Drosophila grimshawi
Lineage: Eukaryota; Metazoa; Arthropoda; Insecta; Diptera; Drosophilidae
Gene: RpS4
Product: 40S ribosomal protein S4
Exons: 5
Coding region: 58-843 (261 amino acids)
Biological process (GO): translation
Cellular component (GO): cytosolic small ribosomal subunit; ribosome
Molecular function (GO): RNA binding; structural constituent of ribosome
Source: RefSeq, a predicted model, not a curated record